CACAAGACCCAGAGUGAAACCCGUUUAUUCACUAAAACUCAAACUCAAGAAUAUAUUCGAUCUUAUUGGGAGUCUAAAAAUUUUGUUGCUAGUGAUCUUAAGUCAAUAAACGAUUCUCAGCCCACUUUUUUAAUAGACCCAAAAAUCACCUUUUUCGAAAAAUUUAUGGAAAGAAGACGGCAACGACAAGUGGUUAAGACAUUAUUGAGCAGAGGGUUGCUCCCAUCGGAUACCGUAAAGCAAAACAGCUUUUCUUUUAAAUAUAAUGCACUUUCCAAUUUAGAUCUUGAAAAUGUUUGGAAUGAAUUUUACAAUUCCGGCAUUGAUCUAGAAAAACCACUACAACCACAGGCCACUCAAGUAAUCCACCCGAUUUUAUCUACUUUUCAAAUACCUGCUGAAUUUAUACAUUUACUGGAAUCAGAAGUUUUCAAUCAUG
Messenger RNA from Racocetra persica, 439 nucleotides. The record is from the annotation of a GenBank genome assembly. NCBI's taxonomy places the organism in Eukaryota, Fungi, Glomeromycota, Glomeromycetes, Diversisporales, Gigasporaceae.